Molecule: messenger RNA, 675 nt
Organism: Alternaria rosae
Lineage: Eukaryota; Fungi; Ascomycota; Dothideomycetes; Pleosporales; Pleosporaceae
Exons: 2
Coding region: 189-500 (103 amino acids)
Source: RefSeq, a predicted model, not a curated record
GGCCAGUGGCUGCAUGACCUGCCUUCAGCUGUCCGAGAGUCUGCCUCGCAGAUCACCUUUUCGACUGCCUCAGCCCUGCUAUGCGCACAAAACUUUCCUUGAGCCGACAUACGAUUGCCCUAUGUCUUUAUAGUACCUGGUGUCCUCUCUGAUAUGUCGCUCUCGUUCGCUCUUGCUACUAAGCGGCUAUGGAUUCACAAAUACGUACUCAGCCUGUCAGCUUCAAUAACGAUGGUUGGCGGUUCGCCAUUCAAGCGGGAGUGUACCAGAAUCAUGGUCAGAUUGUUGUGGAUCAAACCUCGGGCGCCGAGCUCGAGCUAUUACCGCACGCUGUCGAGGCGCCAUUAAAUGCGUAUGUCAGGCAACCCGAGCCUUUCUGCCUUCCCGGCACACGAAUCUCCCUCUUGGAAGAGAUAUACAGUUGGGCCAAUGCACAAGAUGAGCACUGUUUGUACUGGUUGAACGGCCUAGCUGGCACCGGGAAGUCGACGAUCGCGUGAACUGUGGCUCGUAGGCUUAGCGAUCGUAGUAGCCUAGCGGCCAGUUUCUUCUUCUCCAAAGGCGGCGGCGACGUUAGUCAUGCAACCAGCAUCGCUUUCCAGCUUGUGAGUCAUGUUUCAGGAAUGCGCCAGCAUAUAUGUGAAGUGGUAACCAAGUUCCCUAACGUCUGACCUC